Messenger RNA from Zalophus californianus (California sea lion), 5737 nucleotides. RefSeq names its product janus kinase and microtubule-interacting protein 1. Lineage: Eukaryota; Metazoa; Chordata; Mammalia; Carnivora; Otariidae. Gene Ontology annotation, molecular function: microtubule binding; kinase binding; GABA receptor binding. The transcript has 10 exons. Gene Ontology annotation, biological process: G protein-coupled receptor signaling pathway. Bases 194 to 3907 code for a protein of 1237 amino acids. The record is from RefSeq and is a predicted model, not a curated record.
GCAGCACCCAUGGCUCCCUUGGUGGGACUUGUUGGCGAAGAAGACCACCUGACCCCUGGGGGACCAGGAGCCGUUCUCUGAGACAGUGCAGGUGCAAAGGAGUGAGACCCACACCAGCAGGGUAUUCUGCAUAAUCUGAAGGCCCUGCAGACAUCUCGAGAUCUCCAGAAAGUCAGUGUUGCAAAUCCACUUAAUGUCACGACGUCCUGACGCGGGAGCUUUGUAUGGGAUGGAGCCCACAGCUACGGGACGGACCGAGAAAAGCUUCAGCUACGUUGUCAGAGCGCCCAGCAGUGAUGGGUUUGACGUAAUGAACGUUGAUGUGAAGAUCGACACUCGCUGGGUAUUUCAGGACGCAGAGGACAGCGGUGAGGAGCGGGGCCGUCCUGCGGACAGAGCAGCCGGAAGCCCAGACGUGGAUACGGGCGCGCUCAGGAAGCAGCUGGAAUCCUCCGAGCGAAAGCUCUUGGCAACUGUGGACAAGUACGUGAUGUCCGAGGCUGGGCUGAGGAGCAGAAUCCAGGAGCUGGAGCUCUCCGAAAGACACCUCCUCCGGACGGUGGAGCAGCUGAGCGCCCACAUGGCACAGGAAAGGAGCGCCGCUGUCCAAGCCCAGGAGAAGCUGCAAGCCUUGCUGGGGGAGCUGGCCAGCCAGGACACUCUGAGCCGUAUUCAGGAUGAACCACUGUCCCCACCCAGAGAGGACGCACAGGAUGCCUGCAGAAGACGAGGCCCACAAGCCCCCCUCUGCUCUGCCCAUGCGCCUGGACCGGGGGGCUCUGCAGACCAGCCCUCUGAGGGCCGCUGCUCCUGGGGAUGCAUCGGGGUUGGACAAGGCCCCUCUGUUUUGGUGCCAGGCCUGGAGACCACGGAUGAGUCACUGGAAGACGUCACAGGAUCUGACUGUGGACUGCCGACUCCUGCUGAGCCUAGCUUGGAUGAACAGGCUCUCCUUCUCCCCUGUGGCUGCCCCCCGGGGCAGUACAGGGACGGCUCACCCCUCCCCGUGGAGCUGGCCUGGAUUUUGGGGCGGAGGCUAACAGCUGCCCAGGCCCAGGGGUCCUUUCUCCUGGUGCAGACGUCGACACUCCCUCCCCGGGGGCCGGCCAGAGACCCCUCUUCCCUGCUGCCGCUGCUCCAGGAGUCUUCUCCACAAGAAUCCCAAAUGCAACAGAUGCUGGAUGCCAGAGCCAUAGGACAGCCCCGUCGGGAUCAUCACUGGGCAAGGAGCCCCAAAGCCCCCCUCUGCCAGGAGUCCCCACAGACUUCAAGUCACCGAUUUCCCAGGAGAGGGCCCAGAGAUCUGAAAGACCCUUGGAAAGACGGAGGAGGACCAGAGUGGAGAACGGAAGAGCAGGGGGUGAGGCGGGCUUGGGACAGGAAGGAGGAAGACGUCCACCGAGACGGGAGCAAGCUCAGUCAGGAAAGCCGAGUGAACCUGAACUUGCGGGGUGGCGUGUGCAUCCAGAACGGGGCUUUAGAAACCCAGGCCUCUGCCUCCUGCCCUUGGCCCAGGCCAAAUCUCCCACUGCCUCUUCUACAGGGGGAGGUCUCAGUGCCAACGGCGGGGCCCAAACCCCUGAGGGGGAGGGUAGGAGGGCUUUCAUCAUCAUCAGAGGAGGAAGAGCACCCCACAGCCAGGGCCCGGGGUGCCCAGAGGCUGUCUCCAGCCGGCGCUCAGCUCCUUGCAGGGCAGGACACGGAGGAAACUCUUGUGUGGGCUGGAAAGGCUCUGCAUCUGAAAGAGGAAAGCCCUGGGGAUGAAGGGCAAGAAGAGAAGGAAGAGGAGGCAUCGCCUCUAGAAGGGUCCAGCCUGGGCCAUGGGGAUGUCCUGGAGGAUGCUGGCCCCGCAGAACAUGCGGGCCAGGAUAUGUUCUUCUCUGCGGCAGAGGGAGGUCUGACACCGGCUCCCAGAUUGGCCUUUUCACCCAAGGGGACUGAACCCACCAGUAACCCGUGGGCUCUAAGCAAAGGACCUGGCAGUUCUGAGCUCAGACUAGACGAAUUUGAAAAGGAGAUGGAAGCUUGUUUCCAGCAACUCUCCAUCCUGGAGCUUGAGGGUGGGGGGCGGUGGCCGCAAGCCUCCACGCUGGCGGGAGAGAGCAGGAACUUGCCUGGGAAAUGGCCCCACUACCAGGGGAAGGCUUACUCCCGGCAGGCUUUGGGAAACGAGGGCUUGGAUAUUUGUUUGGCCAGCGAAGUCAAACCCAGGGAGGUUAGUGAAGAGAUUAGACCAGGAGAGACAGAGGCCUUGGGAGCCAGCGUGGUUCUUCCUGGGACGGUGCCUGAUUUGGAUGAUGUGAGUCCGCGUCCAGAGGGGCCCGCAGAGUUGGGUCGGAACCAGCCACCAAGAGCCCUUGAAAGGCAGAAGAGAAGGUUCCAGCAGCUCAUUUCUGGACUGAAAAAAGAGAGAAGCCAGGUUUUACAUGACAAUGCCGAGCUUUGGGGCGACCGAGAGAGAUGCCGUAGAAAAUUGCGCAUCCUUGAAAAAGAGAGGGACAGAAAUGGGACAAAGAUCGCCAUGCUGGAACAGGAAAACAGCACAUUGUUAGGGGACAUCUCUCACUUAAAGGGGGAGCUGGACCAAUGCUGGCAGGUCAUUUCCGAACUUGAAGACUGCAACGGGAAAAGUUACAGUAAAAUUUCUGAGCUCGAACAGGAGAACGAGAAGCUGAAAAGGCACGUGGCCCAGCUUCACAAAGCCACAUGGGAGAGCCUCAGAAAAUCCAAAGGUGUGGUGGAACGCGUCACCCUGGGAAACCAGGAGCUCAAGGCACUGAUCUCGGAGCUCGGGGUCAGUUACAAGGAGCUGAUGAAGGGUGUAAUGCUGGGGAUAGAAGACACAGUCCGGGCCUUCAGGGGGGAGAAUGCCCACCUUCUGCACAGGAUCCGCGUCUUGGAGACGGAAGUCGCCGUGGGGGCGAGCACCGCCGUGGGCUGCGUAGUGAGAGCAGAGGAGGGUCUGCAGGGGGAAAGCAAGAUGCAGGGGGACAAAGGGAACGUUGUGGAAAGGGAGGUGCAGGUGACUCGGCUCUCAGGGCAACUGACCCCAAGAACCCACGGACUGCCCUUGGAGGAGAAAUCGGGUCCGGCUGACAGGUGGAUGGGGCCUUCCUUAGGCAUGGAGAAUUCCAGAUACGAUGUCAAUUCUGGCACUCUGUCCUUGGUCUGGGGGGAUGCCGAAGUGUCCAGUGCCCCACAAGGACACAUCAAUGGAGCAGGAAUAAAAGAAGCACAUUUGGAAGAGGAGGAGGAAAGACCAGUGUGUUCUGCGGACCCAGGGCAAGCUCCGACCACCCUGAGCAAUGGCCCCCAGCUGCGGGACCCAGAGGUGGACCCCCCCACGGAGGACCUGAGGCUGCGCGUGGGGCGGCUCCAGCACCAGGUGCUGACCCUGCAGUGCCAACUCAGAGACCAGGCGUCUGCCCACCUCCAGCUGCAGGUGACGCUCCGGGAAGCCGCCCGCCUCCGGGACCAGCUCCAGGGUGAGACCAGCCACCAUCUGGAUGUCGAGUCUGAGAAGGCAGCUGUUGUAAGAGCUCAGAAAUACCUCCUGAAUCCCAAAAUGGACAGUAUCAUCAUCCAAAGACCUUUGCAUUCAGAGUCCUGGCCUGUUCCCGAGGCUGAAUGGCCAGCACAGACGGCUCGACUGCAUUCUCUGAAGCUUCCCCUGCCCUCGGGGUGGACGUCUGCUCCUGGAGUGUGCCCAGCUGAAGCCGCCUCAGAACCAGCACUCCCCACACAGCACCUGCAAGAAGGUGGACUGUCCUGUCCCAUCCCCCGAGCUGAUGGCCUCUCGCCACCCUCUGAGCUCCUGAGUCCUGCAAGGAUCCUGGCUUUCCACAAAGAGCUUCGACAAAGCAUUUGCAGCAAUUCCCAGGUCAAUAAAUCACCGCUGGAGUUAUAAAUUUAAUAGAACCACUCAUGCUCUGGGGCCAUUUCAUAGACUCCAUAAAUAUUUGAAGCAGAACCUUCAGACACUGCUUUAAGAAAUUGGUAGCAAUCAAAGCCCUCAUUCAGUGGCAAGUGGUUUUGCCUUUGGCUUGGGCGGUGGGGGGAUCCGUGUUGGUUGUCAGAGCUUGGGAGAAAUGCUGGAAGGAGCUCGUACAUUCUGAGGGCUUCGGCUUUGGCUAAUGUCAAGGCAGCAGAGAGAGUAUUUACUGUACCAAAACCUAUUGAAUGACAGGUCCGAUGGUUCUCCACUGGGCAUGAUUCUUCCCAAGCAGGGAAAAAUUUGGCAAUGUCCAGAGACAUUUUUUGUCGUCCCAACAGGGAAGUGCUCCUGGCUUCUAGGAGGCAGAGGCCAGGGAUGCUGUUACACAUCCCACGAUGCACAAGACAGCAUCCUACAACAGAGAUUUCCAACUCAAUGUCAACAGUGCUGGGGUUGGGAAGCCCUGGACUGGUCCGAUAGCUCCUAACAUCGCCAGCAGCAGAGAACUCUUUUGUUAUGUUCCUGCCCUCAGGGCCCUUCCCCAUGUUUUAGAAGAUUUUUGUCUACUAACAGACAGGCUUAAUUUAAGUAAUUAUAUAUUUGACAUUUUAAAACAUUAAAACCAACCAGAACUUUCUAAUAAGCCCGAUCAUUCAACAGACACUUGUUGAUAUCCCACAAAUGCCAGGAAAUAUAAUGUGGAGGGUGAGGGGGUGACUCCCCGCCCCGGGAGCUCAGAGGGCAAUGGGACACACAGGGACAAACAAAGCUCUGUGCAGCCCAUGGUUAAGAGUGCCAUGAGACGUGAGACAGUGGGAAGGGCCCUUUCUGCCUGGCUUCGGAGAAUAAAGGUCAUUCAGGAGGGAAGCCCUGAGAGAGCCCCUAGGCCCACUGAGGUGUUCAACACAAGGGUGAGGUAGGGAAGGGUGUCACAGUCGAUGGGAACAGCAUGUGCAAGUCUCUGAGUCAUGAGACUGAACUUUGGGCGUGUCAUUGAAGAAGUGUGCAGAGCAACCCCUUGCCAAGCCAGCUGCAAGCCCCUGAGAACAGGACUCAUGCCCUGACCUGGGUGUAGGACUCAGGGGUAGAAGGAAAAUGCAUCCCUCCCAAGGGCAGGCUACCCAACGAGAGAAUCACGGGAGCUUGGACCACAUAUGCUCAGAUCCUGUCCGCAGUCUCAAUCAGAGACAUCAUCUCUGUCUUUAGAAAGGGGCUGGUGAGGGGUUUGAGGCAAAGGUCAGGGUUACCUUCCCAGUGCUGUUCCCUCCUGGAAGCUCUGGUCACUGAGGGUCAGGGAGGUACCAGAACAAGAAACCUAGGACUCUCAGGGUAGCAGCCAAAGCGUGAAGAUUUUAUUUUAAUGUAGUUUUACUUUUACAUUGAAAAGUGCAGAGAGUUCCCACAUACCCUUCACCUAGCUUCUCGUAAUGUUGACAUCUUAUACACCUGACCACACCACAGUGACAGAAACAAACGGAUCGCCAGUGAUCACUAACGCUGGUGUGUGACCUCCUCCUUUGGCGCCUUUCCCACCUUUAUUUUGGGGCAACGCCAUCAGCUUCGAGCAUCGGGAAUGUGAUGAAGAGAGUAUCUAACCAGUGAAGCGAGGGCCCAGCCAGCUGCUCCGCCCUGCUAAGCCAGCCGGAUGCCCGCCAGGCCGCCCCCUCCAGGGGUGAACCAUCUCCGGGUUCAGGUGCCCUGUGUCCUGUCCCUGGAGUGCUCCCCACCCCCUGCUUCGGCUCAGAUACGGGGCCUUGGCGGAGAGGUGGCUGGGGGAGCCCAUAACUGGAAGCCAAGGCGAUC